GGGAAAGUCUGGUUGGCAAGGGAGACAGAGGAGAGCUUUGUGUUCAGUGCUUCCUCUGACACAGCUCAGCCUGUUCCCUAUCUCCCAGUUCCACUUCUGAAUGUGCAGGAACAUGCAGUGGCUCCUUUUCCCCACCAUCUUCAUCAUCCCGUGUACACAACAGUUUUUCCACAGCCCCCCAGCGAAGCCUCGAGAAAAACCUUCAGAAACCAGUGAAGUUCGCGAACGCAAGGAGCUUUGUCACUGGCCAUGCAGAUGCCCACCUGUGCCAACCUGCACCCCUGGGGUAAGCUUGGUGAAGGAUGGUUGUGGCUGCUGUAAGGUCUGUGCCAAGCAGGCAGGAGAGACCUGCAAUGAAGCAGACAUCUGUGAUCCCCACAAAGGCCUCUACUGCGACUACUCGGAAGACGAGCCUAGGUAUGAAACAGGCGUGUGUGCAUAUCUGAUAGCUGUAGGAUGUGAGCUCAAUGGAGUUUAUUAUCUUAACGGGCAGACCUUCCAACCUAACCCACUUUAUAAAUGCCUGUGUGUCAAUGGUGCAAUUGGAUGUACACCUGUAUUCACACCGAAACUAGCAGCAAGUCCCUGCACCAGGGUCACAGACAGAAAGAAGCCUGGACAACUCAUCUGUGGUCUGAGACAGCACAAGCAGCUUCAAUCAACAAACUACAGACUGAUGUCAGCUUACAGAAGCUUACCGGUAGUUUUGAAGAAGAAGUGCCUGGUACAGGCGACACCCUGGACACCCUGUUCCAGGACCUGCGGCAUUGGCAUAUCCAGCAGAGUGACCAACGACAACACAAAAUGUGAAAUGAAAAAAGAAAAGAGAUUAUGCUUCAUCCAGCCUUGCCUGACCAAUAUACUGAAGACAAUAAAGAUUCCUAAAGGGAAAACAUGUCAACCAACAUUUCAGCUUCCUGCAGCAGAAAAAAUAGUUUUUUCCGGAUGCUCAACUACUCAAAGCUACAAACUAACUUUCUGUGGGGCGUGCUUGGACAAGAGGUGCUGCAUACCGAAUAAGUCCAAAAUGAUCACUGUACAAUUUGAGUGUCCCAGUGAAGGCUUCUUCAAGUGGAGGAUGCUGUGGAUAACAUCGUGUGUAUGUCAGAGGAGUUGCAGCGCUCCAGGAGAUGUGUUUUCCGAACUCACGGUUUUAUGA
Molecule: messenger RNA, 1159 nt
Organism: Columba livia (rock pigeon)
Lineage: Eukaryota; Metazoa; Chordata; Aves; Columbiformes; Columbidae
Gene: CCN6
Product: cellular communication network factor 6
Exons: 5
Coding region: 101-1159 (352 amino acids)
Biological process (GO): signal transduction; cell adhesion
Cellular component (GO): extracellular region; extracellular matrix
Molecular function (GO): heparin binding; integrin binding
Source: RefSeq, a predicted model, not a curated record